Procambarus clarkii (red swamp crayfish) is the source of this 2622-nucleotide messenger RNA. NCBI's taxonomy places the organism in Eukaryota, Metazoa, Arthropoda, Malacostraca, Decapoda, Cambaridae. The record is from RefSeq and is a predicted model, not a curated record.
UGUUGUCAUGUAUUAACUCCCAACAGAAAGUGAGAGACGUGCCGAGACCAUAGAGGCAGCAGAAGCACCGUGGGAGAGUCAUCAGUAAGAGCAGUGAGAGUCAGCAGGCGUGGGAGAGGCAUCGGUAGGAAGGAGGGAGAGGCAGCGCAACCCGGUCUGAAGGAGUGCCUCUGGUGUUCUUCCAGGAUGGCGGCCAUAGUGAAGGUCUCGUGGGCCUCCCUGCUCAUCGUGUCCAUCUUCUCAACCCUCACCCACUCUCAGUCCUCUAACCAAUGCGUGGACAAGGACGCGCAAUGCAAGACGUGGGCCGCACGCGACUACUGCAGUUCCCACCGGGAAAAUAUGGCGAACCUUUGUCCAGCCACUUGCAACCUGUGCAAAGCUCCGCGUCGCUCUAUCGCCAAUCCAGAUUUUGUAUGUGGGUUGCCAAUCAGCCCCGAGCGGGUCCCCACUGUCCCCAGAAGAUCAAUCUUCCCUAACAACAACCGGAAACAGAAUGCUCCCUGGAAUGCCCCGCCCUUCCCCAACUUCAACGGCAGACGCGGUAGCAGUUCUUCCAACGGGGGGCGCAGAAGGGCCAGAUAUGCUGAGCCUCAGCUUGGCGUCUCACAGACCGUCACCACACAGACCUCUACUGGCAACCCAGGCCAACAGCAGGCGGAGAGGUUGAAGGUCGAGGACACCUUCUGCGGGGCAACACCCAUCUCCGACAGGUUCCUGCUGACGGCAGCCUACUGCGUCCUCGACCACGAACACCCGCUCACUACUGUCAGGCUCGGGGAACUGGACUUCUCUAAGGACAACGAGACAAACUCCCGUCCACGAGACUAUACAAUAGAGACCAUCAUCGUCCAUCAGGAUUAUGACCCCUCGUCGCCUGUGCGGUACAACGAUAUAGCAUUGCUGAAGACAGUCGAAAAGAUUGAGUUCAACGAAUUUGUGUUCCCUUACUGCGUCUCCAAAGAGCGCCCCCCUCACAAUGCCGAUGUCACUGGUUCUGGCUUCGGACUCGUUAACGAAACCUAUCAGUCGCCUAUACUGCAAGAGGUGGAUCUAAAGGUGAUGUCUUCAGAGGAGUGUGAGGAAGUCUUCAAGAAGACGGAGUAUGAGCAGCAGAUAAGGAAGGUCUACCCCAGCCUGUUCCAGGGCAAGGAUAUCAUGUGUGCUAGCUACCCAGGCCGCGGUCUCUGUAAGGGUGACGAGGGAGGGCCGUUGUCCUUGACGGUACCAAAGGGCAGAGCUCGCUACCUGGUGGGGAUCGCCAGCUUCGCCGGCACGUGUGAGAAGGACACCAUCAUGCCCAGCGUCUUCACCAGCGUGGCUGAUCACAUCCCGUUCAUUGACAGCGUCUUGUAUGGACCCUGAGAACACCUGUCCCCGCCUCUACUAGAUCAGCUGGUAUUGAGAGCCACUUAGAAAAGCAACUUAGAGCUCUCUAUGUGUGUGUGUGUGUUGAGAGCAAUUUGUUCUCCAGUGCAUUAGAACAAUUAUCCACCUAUGCACUACAGAUGGUAAUUUUCCCACGUGAUUAAUAUAUAUAUAUAUAUAUAUAUAUAUAUAUAUAUAUAUAUAUAUAUAUAUAUAUAUAUAUAUAAAUAUAUAUAUAUAUAUAUAUAUAUAUAUAUAUAUAUAUAUAUAUAUAUAUAUAUAUAUAUAUAUAUAUAUAUAUAUAUAUAUAUAUAUAUAUAUAUCUUUGAACUCCUUCAAACCCUAAUGUCGAGGACAAAAAAAUUAAUAAAAUAACCCAAAUUUACGGUAAAAAAUUGUCCAUCGUACCUUAACUGUUAAAUAAUAUGAUAAACGGGAUAAUUUAAGCGUCAAUGAACCCCCCAGACAGCGAAGGAGAGCGGUAGUGUCAGCUGAAGAGAGAAGCAAUGAGAGUAGAAACAAAUCCACAAGGGCCGUGACAAGGAUUCGAACCUGCGUCUGAGAGCAUCCCAGACGCUGCCUUAAUCGACUGAGCUACUACGACAUGGUCGGCCCUUAUGGAUUUGUUCAUUUGAUGCAUCACGCAAUUGUGAUUUCUGUGUGUAGAGUAUUAACAGCUCUUUCUUAAGGCAGGAAGACCCACCUUACCCCCCCCCCCCACCCCCAACCUCCCCGACUGACUCCUCCACUCCCAAACACCCCCCCACCUCCACCCCGUCACCCCCCACAUACCCCCUCCACCCCGUCACCCCCCCAACCCCCCCUCCCCCCACACCCCCACCCACACUGACCUUGUCUUCGUGAACGCGCCGACAUUUUGGUAGUUAGUUAAUGAUGUUAACUAGGAAAUGGGUAGUUAUCGUCCUCUCUGGGUGUUUUAGUUAUCAAUUAAGUGAUCCAUCCCGCUAAUAAGCACAUAAGUAUGAAACUAUAAAUCAAUAAUCAAUCAUCUCAAGAUAACUCCGGGAGGUAAUAUGGCUGUCAACUGAUCAUUACAAAAAAAAAAAAAUAUUGCUCGUCUAGGCCGUUUUUCCUCGUGUUCCUGGAGUUGUGUAAUGUGUGUGUGUGUGUGUGUGUGUGUGUGUGUGUGUGUGUGUGUGUGUGUGUGUGUGUGUGUGUGUGUGUGUGUGUGUGUGUGCAAUGUUGCACAAUAUAAUUUUGUUUGAAAAUUUCCUAAUAAAUGUGAUAAAACAG